This is a messenger RNA of Impatiens glandulifera, 1252 nucleotides long. Its product is annotated as histone deacetylase HDT1-like. The record is from RefSeq and is a predicted model, not a curated record. NCBI's taxonomy places the organism in Eukaryota, Viridiplantae, Streptophyta, Magnoliopsida, Ericales, Balsaminaceae. The transcript has 10 exons. The coding region runs from base 142 to 1059 and encodes 305 amino acids.
AAAUAUUUUAGUUGCCAAAAACAAAAAGUAAGACAGUUAUAUGAUAAGAACCCUAGAACUUGUUUGUAAAUUCCCUCUUAUUUCCACCUUUCUUCUUCACUCUCUCUUUCUCUCUCUCUCUCUCUCUCUCUGCAUAAUCAAAUGGAAUUCUGGGGUGUUGAAGUUAAAGCUGGGAAGCCUUUUCAAGUCACUCUCCAAAAGGGUAAAGUUAUACACAUCUCACAGGCAGCACUAGGGGAGACGAAGGGAAAGGAAAAUGAGUCUGUUCUCCUUCAUGUGAAAAUUGAUGGCCAGAAGCUUGUACUGGGUACACUCAUAAAAGAGAAAAUACCUCAAGUGAACUUUGAUCUGGUAUUGCACAAAGAGUUUGAAUUGUCACAUGACUGGAAACAUGGGGAUGUUUAUUUCUGUGGAUAUACUGGAGAGAGUCCAUCUGCUGAAGACUCAGACUCUGAUGAUGACUCUGAUGAGGAAGAACUUGCCCCAGUUCCUGUCACUCAGAAUGAAGUUAAACCAACUGCAGACAAGGGUAAAGCCACCAAGCCGGAAUCCUCUGCCAAGCCAAAGGUGACGUUUAUUGAACCCAAGAAGAAGUCUGUGGAAAGUUCUGAUGAUGAUGAUGAUGAAGUUGAUGAUUCUGAUGAUGAUGAUGAAGUUGAUGGUUCUGAUGAGGACAUGCCUGGUGCUUUGGAUGGAAAUGAUGAUGAUUCUGAAGAUGAAGAUGACUCGAACAAUGAGGAUGACUCAGAUGAUGAAGAGGAAACACCAAAUAAGCCUGUUAAUGAUAAAAAGAGAGCGAAUGAAUCUGCAAUGAAAACACCUGUCCAGGCUAAGAAAGCUAAAGGAGACACCCCUCAAAAGACAGAUGGGAAGAAGGGGGUUCAUGUAGCAACUCCUUACCCGUCCAAGCAAGCUGGAAAACCCACAACUGCUAAUAACAGUGCAAUGGCUCAGACCCCAAAAUCCGAGGGCAAAGUUACCUGCAAAUCCUGCUCUAGGACAUUCAACUCAGAAAAUGCCCUACAGUCUCACACAAAGGCUAAGCACAUUGGUAUAUAGAAGAUAAUGGAAUACCCAAGUGGAGGGAAGGGCUAGAUGUUUUUGGUUUUGUCACUUUCUUGGUCACCAUUCCACAACCGUACUUGUUCUUUCUAGAUAGGAAACCGACUAUGCUAUAAACUAGUAGUAGUAGUAGUAACAGUGAAUUGUGAAACUUUCAAGUUAAUGUGGUAAAUGUGUGGAUUUAUUGAAG